AUGCCACCUGGCCGAAAACGGAAGUUCUGCACUGAGGUGGUGAAAGGGGACCUGAGGACACUCGGCGUGGAUAAGCAGAGAACAAAAAGAUGCGAUGAGAUCCGUGACCUCCGUGACGUCACGAAAAGUGUCAAUCAACAGUUAAAGUGCACCAUGGCUUGCGCUCUUCAAAAAGGUGUUAUUCAAUGCCUCCAGAUAGUGUCAGCAAAGGUUUUCGACGACGCUUUCGACAGAGAUCCUUGCUCGCUAGACCCCAAAUGUAUUCCGCAGGACCGAUACAGUGACAAAGUUAAUCGCAUAGCUUAUGAAAUGGCAUGCGAGAAUGAGUUGUGUGGAUUUAUCGGCGAUGGGAUUCAUAAGCUGAAUCCCAUUGCUACAGCAAACAGAACGGAAGAAGGGCAGACAGCCAUCCGCGCAGCAAGAGGAACAUUCCCAGAGGCCGAACUAGAAGGAAGUGCUUUCCACUUCGCGCAAGCAUGGAACCGCAUGGCCAAGGAACUGGGAUUAAAGGCAUCACCCCACGAAUCUGAGAAUGCGCAUGCGUCAAAAUCUCUGCUCAAGAGAGGAGAGAUGCGCCGGCAGAAAAUUGACGAUGCAAUGGAGAGUUUCAAAGAAAAAUGGAAGUCCCGUAGUGACAUAUCCACAAUAGCGAUAACCACUUUCUGCCAAAGAAUGGCAAGAUUUGUGACUGAAAAAACCAUGACAUGCUUGAUUUAA
Necator americanus (New World hookworm) is the source of this 717-nucleotide messenger RNA. RefSeq lists its product as uncharacterized. NCBI's taxonomy places the organism in Eukaryota, Metazoa, Nematoda, Chromadorea, Rhabditida, Ancylostomatidae. The record is from RefSeq and is a predicted model, not a curated record. The coding region runs from base 1 to 717 and encodes 238 amino acids. The transcript has 6 exons.